Cynara cardunculus var. scolymus (artichoke) is the source of this 1064-nucleotide messenger RNA. RefSeq names its product peptidyl-tRNA hydrolase, mitochondrial. NCBI's taxonomy places the organism in Eukaryota, Viridiplantae, Streptophyta, Magnoliopsida, Asterales, Asteraceae. Gene Ontology annotation, molecular function: peptidyl-tRNA hydrolase activity. The record is from RefSeq and is a predicted model, not a curated record. The transcript has 10 exons. The coding region runs from base 319 to 972 and encodes 217 amino acids.
UCUCUCGGCCUCGCUUCCCGCACGAAAACUCAUUCUCUGCCUCUCUGGUACGCUGCCCUAUUUCACGAAAUUCUCUCACUCUCUCUUAAGGUACGCUGUCUCGAAGUCUCUGCUACGCUGCUAUCUCGAUUUAGACUUCUUCUGUUCUAGAAGUUGUUGAUAUGGCUUGGUAUGAAUAACAAGGAAGGCAGUCUACAAAUUGAGUAUUUUGAAUUGGGUUUUACGGACAAGAAGGGGCUGACAUGUUUCCUAGUCUCAUUAGAGGGAAGUUGAAAACACUUGGAAGAAAAUUGCCCGGCUAAAAGGAAACAUUGAGAGAUGCUAAGCAAGCUUUAUUCAAAUCGCAGUCUCUGCACAGCAAUUCAAUUACCACGGCCAUGGCUGUUCGUUGGUUUGGGAAAUCCCGGGGAUAAAUUCAAAGGAACAAGACAUAAUGUCGGCUUUAACAUGAUUGAUACUUUUGCGGAGUCACAAGGGAUUGCUAUGGACACAGUUUUCUGUAAAGCUAUUUUUGGAAAAGGCAUUGUAGAUGGUGUUCCAGUUUUAUUGGCAAAGCCUCAGACAUAUAUGAAUUUGAGUGGCGAAUCGAGUGGUCCACUUGCUGCAUAUUACAAACUCCCUCUAAAUCGAGUGGUGGUGUUCCAUGAUGAUAUGGAUCUACCAUGUGGGGUUCUUCGGCUUCAGCCCAAGGGAGGGCAUGGGAGUCAUAAUGGGAUGAAGAAUGUGAUCUAUCAUUUCCGUGGGAAUAGGGAAUUUGUACGGUUGAGAAUCGGCAUAGGGAAGCCUCCUGGUCAAAUGGAUCCCAAAGCAUUCUUGCUUCAGAAGUUCAACGCAACAGCUCAAGAACGAAUUGAUGUCGGUUUGAAAGAGGGAGUUGCUGCAUUGAAAGAACUUGUGACGAAGGGAGUGGUGGAGAGUGCUAGGGUCUUCAACAACGAGCAGAAAUACAAACACAUCAAAGUUGCAGAUUAGAGAUGCAAACGGGUCUGUGCCUGAGUCCGGUUCUACUAGCCAGAAUCGGUUAAAAGCUCAGUCCCAAUUUUGUUUUCGGUUCAGGGCCUGGU